This is a messenger RNA of Thrips palmi, 881 nucleotides long. Its product is annotated as cyclin-dependent kinase 2-interacting protein-like. The transcript has 6 exons. The record is from RefSeq and is a predicted model, not a curated record. Bases 80 to 787 code for a protein of 235 amino acids. Lineage: Eukaryota; Metazoa; Arthropoda; Insecta; Thysanoptera; Thripidae.
CUAAUUUCAGAAUACGGGCGUAUCUUACGGUUUCAAUCAAUAAAUUAUUAAUCAUAAAUAACAGAAAUUAAUCUUGAUCAUGCCAUUCAGUCAAUAUCUCCAAAGAAAUAUCAGAGAUAAAUGCUUACUUUUUCGACUACAGGUGUUUUCUCAUGAUCAACACGCUAUCACCUCAGACGGAAUGUCAACUAGUCAAUCCCCUCAUCCCAAUCGCUCGACCCCUAAACGUUCCUCUGGUGAAAUUCACAAAGGUGCCUCUUCCGGCAUAUCGUCCAAAGUGAAAGAAUCUGCCGCUGAGCUUAUUAAUUUUCAACAAGACUGGGAACGGCUUCAUACUACAGGCGUAGCUGUUCUCAACAGCAUAAAAAUUUUAAAACUGGACGCCUUCCGGCGUAACAGUACUGAACAGGUAUAUCCACAAGGAUUGCAGGAAAGAUGUGACCAACUUGAAAUUGUUGUGAACCAAAUGGAAUCAUCUCUGAAAAAUCUAGAAAUUUUAGUCCAACAAUUUGGUGCUUUGGUAGAACUUGAUAUUCUUCAAGGUGGAGGUAACGGUCCAGUAUUUCUAUCCUGGCCCACUGAAAAGUUCAACCAAGCAUUUCAAGACAUAUUUAAAGCUUAUUCCAAAGAAUUGUCUUUGAAAAAAGCCAUUAAGGAAGAUGUUGCCCAUUGCUCAACUAAAGAAAGCUUGAUCUACCACAUCACAUGCUGGACUUCACAGCCCUUCAUAGACAAUACCUGUCACCUUCUUCUAGUUAGUCUUUUUUGUGAAACAGGUUUAACAUAGAAGGUCAGUCAGGUAGGAUCUAAUUAUUACUUGGAGUUUCUGUGUGUGUAAAAAGCGUAUUUUCUUCAAAUAAAAUGGUAGAAUAAGUAAUCAA